UGUAAACAAAUGACAACAUGUUUCAAGCAGAUAGUAUGUUUGAGCAUUAUGAUCCUGUAAAAUAUGAUUUUAUACCGUGUGAAUACAGUGAUAAAUUGAGUGGAAAUGUUGUUUUUCUGGAUAGCAUUGAUUCUGUUUUUGAAAAAUCCAUAGAAAUUCUUAAAAAGCAAAAUUCAAUCGGUGUGUCAUUUCAAGGAAACAAUAUUGGGCGCUACCAAGAUUUUAAUUUGAUUUGUAUGUCAACAUCAACCUGUAACUUUAUUUUUGAUAUUUGUUAUUUCGGAAAAGAAGCUUUUGAAAAUGGUAUAAAAGACAUUCUUGAAAGUGUUACUAUUGAGAAAAUAAUUCACGACUGCAGAGAAGCGUCAGAUGCGUUAUUUCAUCGGUAUGAUACAGAAAUGGAAAAUGUUUUCGACACCCAAGUUGCGGACUACAUUGUCCGAAGUCUAAACUCUACUGAGACUGAAACUUCGGACAAUGUUUGCACAUUAGAUGAGUGCAUUGAGCACUAUUUAAAUGUGUCCAAGGAGUUUUUAUUUAAUCGAAAAAAAUACGAGGAAGAGGACAUUGACGAUGCGUACAUUGCUUUGCGCCCUCUGGAUGAAGCUUUAAAAAACUUUUCCAUUAAAAAUACGAUUUAUCUUAGACUUCUAAGACAAGAAUUAUCAAACCUCAUGUAUGGACCUUACAGAUCUGCUGUGCAAUUGUACUUAAAUGCAGUUGCACCAUUACCUGCGGAGGAAGUUGUUUUGCGUGCAGUUGAUGAUGAUGCUCCUCCACCAGAAUUGUUAGGAAUGUUUGAAACCUUUAUUCUUGGCAGUGAAUGAGUUCAUUAACAAAAGACAAGUGAUUACUGUCUGUGAUA
This is a messenger RNA of Uloborus diversus, 865 nucleotides long. RefSeq names its product piRNA biogenesis protein EXD1-like. The transcript has a single exon. Gene Ontology annotation, molecular function: 3'-5' exonuclease activity; nucleic acid binding. The record is from RefSeq and is a predicted model, not a curated record. NCBI's taxonomy places the organism in Eukaryota, Metazoa, Arthropoda, Arachnida, Araneae, Uloboridae. The coding region runs from base 18 to 827 and encodes 269 amino acids. Gene Ontology annotation, biological process: nucleobase-containing compound metabolic process.